This is a messenger RNA of Colossoma macropomum (tambaqui), 2371 nucleotides long. RefSeq lists its product as uncharacterized. Lineage: Eukaryota; Metazoa; Chordata; Actinopteri; Characiformes; Serrasalmidae. The record is from RefSeq and is a predicted model, not a curated record. The transcript is spliced from 7 exons. Gene Ontology annotation, molecular function: serine-type endopeptidase activity. Gene Ontology annotation, biological process: proteolysis. The coding region runs from base 965 to 1966 and encodes 333 amino acids.
GGAGAGAAGGAUAAAGAAAGAGGGAAAGAAAAUAGAAAGAAUGAGAGAAAGAGAGAGAGAGAGAGAGCGAGAGAGAGAGAGACAUGUACACAGUCACAAUUAGGACAGUGGUCACUUAAAAUUCAGCCUGGCUCGUGUCCAGUGUUUUAGGCUACUUUAUAUUCACGCUGUAUAGUGACCCAGCUGAAAUCAGGGGUCCACUGUUGAUCUCAUGUGGAUUGAUCACAUGUCCAGUUUCAAUGGAACGGAAAAAACAACUGUAUUUCUAUUACGGACGGCGGGAGGAGGAGGAGGACGAGGAGGAGGACGAGUGCCUUCACACCUUCACACCUUUAAUAAUCUCCCUCUGUUUCUCACAUCUGACCUUAUUGUGGUGGAACAUUAACCAGCUGGAGAGGCUGCAGCAGCACCAUAAAGUAUUUACAGGUUUCAUCAAAUAUUCAGUAACUUUAUUAGCUCCUCGUGGACAGAUAUGAAAGUUACAGUCAGCAAACAACUAAACAGAAGACAAAGCAAUCGACUAUAUUAGAAAAAUUACGAGGGAGCGACCUCAGCUUUUAGGUGCUGCUGCUAAACCAAACCUUCAGCUCAGGCUGCCUGGUAGCAUCGGUAGCACCUGUGCUAACACACAAAAAAGUUUAGACGUUUAGAAAAACGCAGAAAAUUACAUUUGGAACUUUUUACUAUCGGCUUUACAAGAUGUUCAAUGUAAACAUUUGAGAACGGAUAAGAUACGAAUGCUGGCCAGUGUUGUCCCUUGGAGUGACAGAGGAAGUGGCGUUUACAGGUGGCUCUGAUUGGCUCAGAACUGUGUCGAUCUUUAUUUUGCAAAUGAACAAGAAUUACUGGUCUUCCUGCUGUGACGGCAAAACAGAUAACUCUAGAGACAGAACCCUCCAUUAGCACAGACCAGACGACAGUGGGAGAGUGAAAUCCUUUUCCUCUGUUACGGUCAAACUUAGCCAUGGAGCUAUCUCUCAUCUCACUAUACUUCACCAUCUUACUGCUGUCUGCUGAAGACUCAAAUGCACAGACUACGAACAACUGUGGGGUUGCCCCUCUGAACACCCGUGUUGUAGGAGGUGCUGAUGCUCCAGUGGGGAACUGGCCCUGGCAGGUCAGCAUCCACUACUCAGGCAGACACAUCUGUGGAGGAACGCUCAUCCACCAAGACUGGGUCCUCACCGCCGCUCACUGCAUUUUAUCCACAGAUACGAGCAAGUGGACGCUGUACCUGGGAAGGCAGCAUCAGAGCGGAUCAAACCCCAAUGAAGUGAGCUGGAGCAUCCAGGCCAUUAUCAUCCACCCCAACUACAACAACACCCUGUACGACAACGAUGUCACUCUGAUGAGGCUGAGCGUGUCAGUCACCUUAACAGACUACAUCCGGCCCAUCUGCCUGGCGGCUAAUUCCAGCACCUUCUACAACGCCACCUCCUGUUGGGCCACAGGCUGGGGCAACAUCGGCAAGGGUGUUUCUUUACCGGCUCCUCAAACUCUUCAGGAGGUCGAGAUCCCAGUCAUGGGCAGCAGACAGUGUACGUGUGUGUACAAGCCAGUAGAGGACACUGUUAUCACAGCUCAGAUGGUUUGUGCUGGGACAAAUGGCAAAGGAAUUUGUCAGGGGGAUUCUGGAGGGCCGCUGCAGUGUAAGCAGGGUUCCGUUUGGGUCCAGGCGGGUAUAACCAGUUUCGGAGUUCCCUGUGCAGUAGGAUUUCCAGAGGUUUUUGCCCGUGUGUCCGAGUUCCAAACCUGGAUCACACAGAACACCGCCGGAUCCAGCGUCGGCUUUGUGACCUUCUCGUCCACCGGCACCGACACAGACAGCAGCUAUGUUUGCCCUAAUACUACAGCGAGCUCAGCCGCUGCCACGCCCAAGGCCUCCUUGUUCUCCAGCCUCCUUGUCCUCCUCUCCAGCCUCAUUCCAUCUGCAUUUCUCACACUCACCUUCUCAGGGGUCCACUGACCCAUUUCUGCUCUUCUCAGCGUGGUCAGACAUGACCAAUAGUGAUAUCACUUAGCCUAGUUAGCACCACUGUUAGCUUGUCUGGUUAAAGGGCCCAUGUUCUACACGUUUCUUAUAUUUUUAUCCUUCCCUCUAAUGUCCUCUCAUAACAUUUGUUUGGUUUUUAUGAACCAAAAAACAGUUGCAAUUUAUUUUACAUGAUCUUUUCCCAACCGUUCUUUAUCCCUUAGAAUUAGACAGACUUACUGUAACUUUAAGACUCAGAUAGGUAAAUGACAUUUGUUCUGAUUGGCAGCCCUGUAUUGUGCUUCACUGUAAAAGCAGUCUGGCCUGAAACUCUCCUUAUAAUUUCAACUUGAAUGAAGGGAUUUACACCGAUCAGGUAUAACAUUAUGACCUCCUAGU